Homarus americanus (American lobster) is the source of this 3137-nucleotide messenger RNA. Its product is annotated as facilitated trehalose transporter Tret1-like. Gene Ontology annotation, cellular component: membrane. Gene Ontology annotation, molecular function: transmembrane transporter activity. Bases 553 to 2142 code for a protein of 529 amino acids. The record is from RefSeq and is a predicted model, not a curated record. The transcript has 4 exons. Lineage: Eukaryota; Metazoa; Arthropoda; Malacostraca; Decapoda; Nephropidae. Gene Ontology annotation, biological process: transmembrane transport.
AUAAAAAAAUAUAUUACAUACGAGGUAACACCAAAUCCCCUCAAAAAAUAACUAGAAAGGAAAUAUUUACAUCACAUAAAAAAAAAAUAAUCAGGUUACAAUGACACAACAUAACGUGACGGGCUAUCACUGUCUCCAAGUGGCGAUUCUCGGGGACCUAUAAUGACAAAUACAUAAUUCAUUAUGUCUCUAACACAGCCUGAGUAUGUAAUGUAUGAAUGACAGUCUUUAUGUUAUUGUUUUUACGUGAUUAGUGACUUAGGUUGCCAGGUGGUAAGGUAAGGUAUUGUUGGCACACCUGUUAUAGGGCCUUAGUCUGGUGGUAUAUAGUUUUGGCACCGUCGACCGCCCUCAACACUGCUUACCUGGCACUCGUACAUAACACACUCCCUCUCGUCCAUUCUCCCUUCCCUUGUGUCGUGACGUUUUGAGUGGAGAAUUUGCAUUUUGACUCGAAUAUUUUCCAGUGUAGCGUUAAAAAAAAAAUCUGUUUUGAGUAAGAAAGUUGCAAUAAGCGUCAGGUAGAAACAUUUGAGACGUGAAAACUUUCUGAUGGAGAAGAGUUUACAUGACCUCCCCACGGCAGCGUCCAGUGAGCGAGAGACGUCACCAGGUACCCUCACUCGCCUGAAACUCUUCACCAAGAAGCUUCGUGGCCUUACUCUCUCACCAGUGACCAGACAAGUGGUGUGGUCGGUGUGUGUGGCAGGUGUCGCUGUGGCCUUGGGGGUAGUCCUCUCCUUCCCUGCUGUGGCCCUAGACUCCUGGGCGCAACACAAAGACGUUCUCCUCACCCAGAACCAAGCGGGAUGGUUCGCAAGCGUAGUCCACCUUAUGUCUAUCCCGGGUUCCAUUUUGGGCGGGGUGUUGAUGGACUCUCUGGGGCCGCGACGCCUCCUCUUACUACUCCUGCCGGGGUUGACAGCUUCCUGGCUCCUUAUCCUCCUCACAACACAUGACCCCAUCUUGUUGAUAGUAGUCCGCGCCCUACAGGGUGUGUUAGGGGCGGGAUGUGUCGUGUCUGUGUAUGUAUACCCGUGUGAGGUGAGCGAGGCACAUCGACGCGGGGUGCUGGGUGCCCUGCCAGACACUGCCUUCUCUCUGGGCUUCCUACUGACCUACCUGCUGGGUGCCGUCACACAUUGGUCCACACUGGUGCUGCUCGUCCCUCCCUGUGUCUUCCUCCCGUGUAUCAUCGCUGUAGCCCUCGUCCCUGAGUCACCCUCCUGGCUGUUACAACAUGGAAAACAUGAAGAAGCAAGAGCUGUGUUACUUCUUGCACGAGGACCUGACUGUGAUAUCGAAAAUGAGCUCCUGACGGUGAAGAUGAAGAAACUUGAUAACAAUGAUUACGACGGGCCUGUAGGUUGUCCAAGGUUUCUAAUAACACAGCCGAGAUAUUUAUUGCCUGUCCUUACCGCCAUUACGUUAAUUAUCCUCAAGGAAUGUACUGGGCAGAUAGUCAUAGUAUUGUCCGUGGUUCGUAUUUUCAAGACAGCGAAAGCGGGAGUGUCGCCUUACUGGUGUUCUGUGCUGGUGUGCUGUGCGCGCGUCGUGGCCAACAUGACCAGUUAUCCUCUCCUGGUUCACUAUCAGCGCCGCACCAUCCUCUCCGUUGCUGCUGUUGUCGCUGGCUUCUCUAUGAUGCUCAUUGCUUAUUUCUUUUAUUCAUCAACAUCUGGGUCUUGGCCAAACUGGGUGCCUGUAGUGUCUUUGCUGUUGUUCGUAGGGGCAUACGGGUGUGGGGUAGGUCCUGUAGUUUGUCUCUUGGCUACGGAGAUAAUGCCUGGCGCUGUGAGGGGUCUGGGUAGUGGCUUGUCUUGCGCUGUCCUCUACAUUAUGCAGUUUGGUUUCAUAUUUUUAGCCACUAAUGCAGACUCCAACCUCUACAUAUACUUCUGGGUUUAUGCAGCUGGGUGUUUUAUCCUCGCUGGCUUCACUUCACUCCUGCCAGAAACCCGAAAUAAAAAACUAGAGCAAUUGGAGCAGUUUUGGCAAGACGUGAGACUCCAACCACCAACACACACUCGCUGGUGUAUGUGUCGUCCCGUGGCACACCAAUACACCCUUGCGGAAGAUAAAAACAACAAUAAUAAUAAUGAACACUUAAUAGGUUCAUAUAAAAGCUACGUAAUUGUAUGAAUCUAAAAAAUAACUGUUAAAUUGCGGUGCUCUCGAAAAGGCCGUUGCGAACAGUCAUAUUUUGUAAGCGACCUUCUUCAACACUGGUGAAGUUUUGAAGCCCUUGUAGGACUCUGAGCUUCACCAAGGUGUAUACGGGUUCAGAAGAUAAUGUAAGGAAUUAGGAUGAAAUAUAUCGGCAAUUAGACAAAGAAUGUUGAUGACAGCAUUCAUUAUUACUUGAGGCAGUGGUCAGGAGUGAUGUACCUCUGAAUGACGGACCACCCUACUCUGCCUAUACGCACUGUCAGCAUUUACUGAUAUUAAGCGUUGCUGACUGAUCUUACCUAAUUCCCUUUUCCUAGUCCAGUGGGAAGCUGUGACCAACAGUACUUGAAACUACUGUCUUACACUCUCAGGGCAAUACCUAAUGUUCACGUCUUAAACAUUGAUUUAGUUUUAAUGAAUCACUGACCUGGACAUGAUAUGAGAAACUGCUGUCAUGUGUGGAUUAAGAAUUAAUAACCCUGAGCCGGCUAUCAUCUGUAUGACCAAUACCAGAGUCUAUACAAGAGUUAGGAAUAAGAUCAACUGAAGAUUAGACCAUAGCUUAUUUCACAUUAAAUUUAACUACUCUAACGCUAACCUAGCCUAAUGUAAACGUAACCCAAUCCUCUAGGUAUCGUUGGGGUGUUUAAUCAUCAGGUGAAAUAAACUGGGGGCAAAUCAUCAGGUUCUACAAAAAUUAGCUUAGUUGGUCAGGUAGUGAGAGAAACUAUAUACAAUACGAAUCUUAAAAAAUAGAGUAGUUUAUCUGAUGAAUAUUCCGUUUUCUUUUAAAGAGUUAAAAAUAUAUAUUUUGGUUGGGUAACUAAAGUAAACGCUUAUUUUUCUUUAUGGGCUUAAAUUUGUUUAUAUUAGAGACAUAAGUGUACCAAUAGUUUGUAUAUAUUUGUAAAAUUUACGUAAAAUACAAGUGAUUUAUAUAAUCCAUAAAAUAAAAGUAAUUCCAAUGA